AUAAACUUGUUAGCCUUGAUAUCCAGCUAUUCAUCUCGCAAGGUUGUAAACAUUUGCUGGACACUGGCUGCACAUACUGUCAAGUGUCAUCCUCUCGGUCAGAAUUCAGUAUUUCUUUUGCUUCUUUACUAAUAUGGGGUUGAUAAAAUCGAUAGCAAAAUUGUCCGCCUUUUUGGUGGCACUUUUUGCAUUUGUGAUAUAUUAUAAAUUCAUAAGGACGAUUCCUGGUCCUGUAGUUCAGUUAGAAGAUGGCAAAAUACAGGGAAUUAAACUGACUUCAAGAAAUGGGCAGGAGUAUUUGGCAUAUCUAUCGAUUCCUUACGCACAGCCCCCCGUUGGACGGCUUCGUUUUAUGGGACCAGUCCCUGCCGAAAAAUGGGAUGGCAUUUUAGACGCUUCGAAAUUUGGCGAAAUGUGUGCACAAUUUGACUAUUUGGUCCUGGGAAUAAAGCUGGGAAGUGAAGACUGCCUUUAUCUUAACGUUUACGUUCCCGAAAAGAUUCCAAUAGGCGAAAAAUUACCAGUAAUUUUUUACAUCCAUGGUGGAUAUUUCAUGUUCGGCAGCUCUCACCUUGCUGGAGCAAACUAUUUCUUGGAUCAUAAAGUGAUAUUGGUAACAAUUCAUUACAGACUUGGUGCUCUUGGGUUUCUUUCCUCUGGUGACGGGGUCAUACGAGGAAACGCUGGGCUGAAAGAUCAAAAUCUCGCCUUGAAGUGGGUACAGAGAAAUAUAGAUGCGUUUAAAGGGGACAAGACAAAAGUCACCAUUAUUGGGGAAUCUGCUGGGGCAGCCAGUGUCCAUUAUCAUAUGCUCAGUCCAUUAUCCAAAGGUCUAUUUUCACGAGCAAUAAGGGAGAGUGCGUCUGCGUUAGACUACUGGACCCUAUAUCGAAACAACAAAGAGCAGGCUGCACGAUUCGCCAAAAAGUUUAAUUGUCCAACUGACAACUCCAAUAAAAUGGCAGAGUGUCUUCAAUCACUGGACGUUCAUACCCUUCUUGACGGGCACAAGGACAUGCAGGAAUUCACAACCCCACUCAUCGGUAAAUUUGUUCCGUCUAUCGAAGUCAAAGCCGAUGCUGAUGCAUUCUUGACAGAAGAGCCUAUUGUACUAUUGAAAUCUGGAAGAUUCAAUCGUGUGCCAUUUAUGACUGGAUUUAAUCAUGACGAAGGACUUAUGCAUUCAACAAGUUUAUGGGCUAAUCAAACGAUACUGGACGAAGCGGAUGAUUGGCAAAACUGGGCUCCGAAAGCAUUUCAUUAUAACCCCAAAAGGACUGAUAUAUCUCAGAAGUUGCGUCAAUUCUAUUUCGGUGCACAAACGAAGCACUUGAAUUCUCGCGAUCUUAUUCAAAACUUUACAAACUUAUUUGGAGACCGGUUAUUCAUCGUGGGAGUCGCACAGGCAGCCCUCUUGGAAAGAAAGUUUGUUCCCACGUACUUGUAUUACUAUGAACAUGACGGAGGCUUUAAUCUGGGCACAUUUCUGGCCACUUCACAAGCAAAAAUUCACCCCAUUGUUGAUCUCAUCGCUGAACGCCUAAGGUAUCUGUAUGUUACAUUUCUGUUGGGAGAGGAAUACCGGCACGAUGUUCCAGGAACAGCACAUUAUGACGAAUUUGCAAUGCUUUACUCUGGUCCAUUGGAGUAUAUGUACAUGACUUCAAAGGAUGUUAAAAUGUCGAUAGAAAUGGUGAAAUUAUGGGUCGAUUUUGCAACAGAUCAGAAACCACUUAAAUUUCGUGGGAUAGAAGUACAGCCUGCCAGCGACAAAGGAGACGUAAAAUACUUUCACAUGACUUAUGAUAACCCGAAAAUGAUUAACGAACCAAUUACUGAUCGACGUUUGCUUUGGGAAAGCUUUAAUUUGCAACCUGAAUAAAAAUUUCAUGACGAAUGGCCAUACUCACUUAAUUUUUAUGUUAAAAUGUAUGUGUCAAUGUUAUAAAUUCCUGAUCGUUGGCCACCUCGAAA
Messenger RNA from Folsomia candida, 1974 nucleotides. Its product is annotated as esterase E4. The record is from RefSeq and is a predicted model, not a curated record. The transcript is spliced from 12 exons. The coding region runs from base 134 to 1882 and encodes 582 amino acids. NCBI's taxonomy places the organism in Eukaryota, Metazoa, Arthropoda, Collembola, Entomobryomorpha, Isotomidae.